Molecule: messenger RNA, 1032 nt
Organism: Helianthus annuus (common sunflower)
Lineage: Eukaryota; Viridiplantae; Streptophyta; Magnoliopsida; Asterales; Asteraceae
Exons: 1
Coding region: 1-1032 (343 amino acids)
Source: RefSeq, a predicted model, not a curated record
AUGGAUAGGGGUAGCUUGUGGAAGAGAGUGGUGUGGGCAAUACAUAAUAACUCACGGUCUUGGAGCUUUAUUCCAGCAAAGUUGUCUCUUGCCGGGCCAUGGAAACAAAUAAAAAAAUUGUCGGAUGAUUUCGAGGCUAUGGGUAUCAAUCUGGAACUUAUGUUUAAAGGGUAUCCGGGUUCCGAGAAACAGAUGUUAUUCUGGAAAGAGAGGUGGUUGUUCGAUGUACCGCUUUGCGAGAAAUACCCGCUGAUUUUUCAGCUUGAGACGAACAAGAAUGCUCUUAUUAGGGAUCGGGUCAUUGAGGGGGAUGCCGGAAGGGAGCUAUUUUACUCGUGGGUCAGAUUACCGACAAGUGUAGCUGAAACGGAUGAACUUGACAGUCUCUCAGUUGCGGUUAUGGGGUUCGAGUUUGGGCUUGGAGCGGAUAGGUGGGUGUGGAAGUUGGAGGAUUCGGGGAUAUUCUCGGUAAAUAGUGUGCGAAAUAAGUUACAGCACAAUGUUUUUUCUGAUCUCAGGUUGGAGUUCGAAUGGAACAAUUGGUCGCCUAUAAAGGUGAACUUUUUAGUAUGGAGACUUAUUCAGGAUAAAGUGCCCACCACCAUGGCCCUCACUAGAAGAAAUGUGGUGGUGACGAAUAGCCGCUGUAGAAUGUGCGAUGAGGAAGAUGAAUCAGCUUUGCACCUUUUCGGCUCCUGCCGAGUUGCGGAUCAAAUCUGGGAGUUUAUUUCUAGAUGGUGCAGGAUCAGAUCUAUUUUUAUUUUGGAAUUAUCAGAUCUGGCCAACAUUCACAAAAGGAACAGAGGUUCGGAGAGAUGGAAAAAAGCGGUAUCUAUGGUGACUCAAGCAGCUAUUUGGGUCAUUUGGAGGAGCCGUAAUGACGCGGUUUUUAACGGAAAGCACCCAAACGUAAGCAGAAUGAAAGAAGAGAUUAAGAUGCUUGGUUACAUGUGGUUAAAAAGUCGUGUGAAGCUGGAGAAUUUAGCAUGGGUCAACUGGUGCAAUUUCGAUCUGUAUGCUCUUGGUGUAUGA